GCUUGACAUGGGCCACAUGGCUCACUUUCUGCUACUUUGAAAUCUAUCCCUCUUUCCCUUUUUCUCUGAUUUUUUUUAAUUCUUGCCUUGUUUUCACUUAGGCUGAGUAUCAUCCUCCACAUGGUUGCACUUAUGCCUGAUUGAAACUUCUAAUCCUUGCUACCCUUCUACCUAUUUAAGAAGAGAGGAAACUUAUUGAACUCACAAGUGCAGAGACAUAUACUCAGUAUGAUGGAAGCCGGUCAUCAACCACUGCUAGGCGCUCCCAAGAGGACUUCCUCCUCUUGCAAAAUCCUUUACAUUUUUCUUUCUUUGGCUGCCAUCGUCUCCCUCACUGUUAUAGUAGCUCCCCAUCUGAUCAACACUACCGGCCCAUCUAAUCUCUCUGACUCCGUCCAGGCUCGUUUAUGCCAUCCCGCUCACGACCGGGAAUCAUGCCUAUCCAUGGUCUACGAAGCCGUUGCCGCCAAAGGAGCGAAGCAAUUGAACGACGUUGAUCUCCUCCGGAGCUUCCUGGAAAAAUCUGCAUUGCUCGUAAAGGAGGCCCUGAAGGUUGCCCACAGUGUGAACUCUCGGAUUAACGACCGAACAGAACAAGCGGCGUUAGUUGAUUGUGUGGAGCUGAUGGACCUGUCAAUCGAUCGUUUAACGGAUACCGUGGCGGUUCUAGGAACUCGGACUUCCCGAUCACCGGCCGACGCUCAUUCAUGGCUCAGUAGCAUACUCACUAACCAUGUGACAUGCCUGGACGGGCUCAAUGGAUCGGCCAGAGCAGCGAUGGAAGACAAGCUCCAAGGUUUGAUAGCCAGGGCUAAAACUUCCUUGGCCAUGCUGACGGCAAUUUCCUCGUCCAAGGAAGAUGCUCUCAGGCCACUAGACGGGAAAUUUCCGUCUUGGGUCACGAAGAAUGACAGAAAGCUUUUACAAUCUUUGCCUAGGAACAUUAAAGCCAAUGUUGUCGUCGCCAAAGACGGUAGUGGGAAUUACCAGACGGUGCAGGAGGCGGUCAAUUCGGCGCCGGAUAAAGGGAAGAGCCGGUACGUGAUCUACGUGAAGAAAGGAACGUACAAAGAGAAUGUGGAGGUGGGGAAGAAGAAGAUGAACGUGAUGCUCGUCGGCGAUGGCAUGGAUUCGACCAUCAUUACCGGCAGCCUCAACGUCGUAGAUGGAUCAACCACCUUCAAAUCUGCCACUGUUGCUGCUGUGGGAGAUGGAUUCAUUGCACAGGACAUGUGGUUUCAGAACACGGCGGGUCCAGAGAAGCAUCAAGCGGUUGCGCUACGAGUGGGGGCAGAUCAGUCGGUGAUAAACCGAUGCCGUAUAGACGCAUACCAAGACACCCUUUACGUACACUCCCUCCGGCAGUUCUACCGAGAUAGCUACAUCACAGGAACCGUGGAUUUUAUCUUUGGUGAUGCGGCUGUGGUGUUUCAGAACUGCAAACUGGUGGCGAGAAAACCCAUGGCCAGCCAAAAGAACAUGGUAACAGCCCAAGGGCGAGUCGACCCGAACCAGAACACGGGGAUAUCGAUCCAGAAGUGUGACAUAAUAGCAAGUUCAGACCUGGCACCGGUGAAAAACUCGUUCCCGUCGUACCUCGGCCGUCCAUGGAAGGAGUACUCUAGAACAGUGGUAAUGCAAUCUUACAUCGGAGAUCACAUUGCACCCGCAGGGUGGUCCAUAUGGAGCGGUGAGUUCGCAUUGAAGACAUUGUACUACGGGGAGUACUUAAAUAGUGGGCCGGGUGCGGGCAUAAGCAAGCGAGUGACAUGGCCCGGUUACCAUGUUAUCACUAACUCUGCAGAAGCCCUAAAGUUCACUGUGGCAGAGCUGAUACAAGGAGGGGCUUGGCUCAAGUCUACCGGCGUGGAUUACACCGAGGGGCUCUGAGUCCUUUUGAGAUAAUGCUAAUAUGAACGGCCCACAUAUGUACUUGCCCUUGUUCUUUUCGGCUUAAUAAAUUGAUAAUUGGCUGAUAGUAUGAUAA
Nelumbo nucifera (sacred lotus) is the source of this 1987-nucleotide messenger RNA. RefSeq names its product methylesterase PCR A (gene PMEPCRA). Gene Ontology annotation, biological process: cell wall modification. Lineage: Eukaryota; Viridiplantae; Streptophyta; Magnoliopsida; Proteales; Nelumbonaceae. Gene Ontology annotation, molecular function: pectinesterase activity; enzyme inhibitor activity. The record is from RefSeq and is a predicted model, not a curated record.